Molecule: messenger RNA, 1154 nt
Organism: Coprinopsis cinerea okayama7#130
Lineage: Eukaryota; Fungi; Basidiomycota; Agaricomycetes; Agaricales; Psathyrellaceae
Exons: 1
Coding region: 4-1104 (366 amino acids)
Source: RefSeq, a predicted model, not a curated record
AUCAUGUCUCUCUUCCUUUGCGUCGACUGUGGUGGAACAAAGACCGCUGUAGUCAUUGCAGGUUCUUCUGGCGCCAUUGUUGGCCGUGGAACUGGAGGACCAUCCAACAUCACCUACCUUUCCAUCGACGCUUUCAUCGACUCGAUUAAUAAAGCCAUCGUCCAAGCACUCAAAGAAACCAGACCGUCGGAUCCAUCGAUCCAUGCUUUGCCAUUCGCAGAGGGCAUAGUCAGCCCAUUCGUAGCUGCAUGGUUUGGUGUCUCAGGAGCGGACUCUCCGGCUGCCAUCGCCAAAGUUACCCCAGCCAUCUCCAAGCUCAUCGGUAUCCCUGCUGGUCCCAACCUCGUAAUUGCGAAUGACACCCACCUGUUGGCCGCACCAAUGCGGAUGUAUCCCGACAUCGACAGUGCCAUUGCCGUGAUUGGAGGGACUGGGUCGAUUGGUGUUAGUUUCAAGAUAGGCGCUGAGGGUAAAAUCGAGGAACUUGGUCGUGUGGGCGGCUGGGGAUGGAUAUUGGGGGAUGAAGGAGGGGGAUAUGAUGUUGGAAGGGAGACGUUACGACAAAUUCUGCGCGAAGAAGACCAUGCUUCUGUCACUGGACAACCAUCGCCACCCAGUAAACUCAAGGAUCGCGUUCUCAAACGGUUCGGAGUGGACCACGUCAUGGAGAUCUUUGGCAUCGUUUACCAUGGCGAUCCUACUCCCUCCUCUCCCUCGGAAGAUGCAUGGGCAGCAGACGAUUUGCGACGGUUGCCCAAAGAGAAGCGGAUCUCGUCGCUCCCGCGAUUGGUGUUCCACGCGGCGUUCGAGGAGGAUGAUUGGUUGGCAAAGCAGAUCCUCAAGGCGUGCGCCGCCAAUCUGGCUUCUCAAGUUGCAGUACUGCUUGGGGAAGGGACGAAGGAUGCGCAGAAGGUUGUCAAGGCGAAGGACUCGGUCAUCUCGUUUGGAGGUUCAUUGGUGGGAGUGGAAGGAUAUAGGAAGCUCAUUCUCAACGAUUUGGCGCAGCGAGGAUACGUAUUCCCCCACAUCCACUAUGUCGAGGAUGCCGCUGCCACUGGUGCGAUCGCGUUGGCGACUGCCUACAUCUCGAAGCAAGACAAAUGAAGGAAGGGACGCCGAAUCUCAAAUCCCAGGAGACAAUGGCUCGAAAGAGU